Messenger RNA from Rotaria sp. Silwood1, 525 nucleotides. NCBI's taxonomy places the organism in Eukaryota, Metazoa, Rotifera, Eurotatoria, Philodinida, Philodinidae. The record is from the annotation of a GenBank genome assembly.
AUGGCUGUACUUGUUGAAGCUGCUCAAGUUAGUGAGGAAGAAAUUCGACAAUUGCAUGCAGAUUUUCUUCUCCAGUAUCCAUCAGGUCGCCUCGAUAAAAAAGCAUUUGUUGAAUAUUAUCGAAAAUUCCACCCGAAUGUAGCAACACAAAUUCCAAUCGAAGAAAUUUUUGAUAAGAUUGAUAGAGAUAAUGAUGGAACAAUUGAUUUUAAUGAACUUUUAGUAGUAAUAGUUCUAAUGAGUCGUCUAAAUGAUGUUGGAUCACAAUUUGGUUUCGCAUUUGACAUGUGGGAUACAUCAGAUGAUGGAAAAAUUGAUCAAAAAGAAUUAGCUAAUGUUAUAUCAGUUAUAUACGAUCGUGCUGGUAUAACUGAUCGCAAAGGUGAACGAGAUCCGAAAAAACGAGCAAACGAUAUUAUUAAAAAACUUGAUGUUAGUGGUGAUAAAAAAUUAAGUAAAGAAGAAUUUAUUACGGGAUGUAAAAAUGAUCCAGUAAUUCGUGAUUUAUUUUCUCGUGGUAAAUAA